UCGAGAGCGACAGCGACAAACAACCAGCUCCAUACUCGAGCGAUUCCGUGAGCUGAGCCUAAGGAACUGCGUCGAUAGCUCAUUCUGAUCAUGUCAAUCAAGCUCAUGAACCCUCUCGUUCGCCUGGUGGCGCGUAACCCCGCGCAAGUCCGCGCAUUCGCAACACAGCUCGGGGACGCGCCUACCCGACCACGCGUCAAGAAGGACACAAGCCUCAAGAUUGAGAAGGACCCAAAGCUCAAGAAGCUCAAAGCAGUGGCUGUGCCUCCUGUUCAACGUGCCACCAAGCAACCACCCAAGGGCGGUGUAAGCGCGUACACGCUCUUCAUCAAGAACUAUGCAAGUGAGCGUAAAGCCGCUGGCGAGCGCUUCGCCUUGACGGAUGCGAUUGAGGCGUACAAGAAGAUGCCCGAGGAGGAAAAGGCAAAGCUGCUUGAACAGGUGCCCAAUGUCCUUGCAGAGCGCAAGAAACUCUACGAUGCCUUUGUCAACAACAUGUCUCCCGCGGAAAUCGCUGCCGAGAACAAGGUCCGUGCUGGUCUUCGAAAGACAGCAUUGGCUAAGGGAAAGUCUGUCUCGAGCAAACUCAAGAAGAUCAAGGACCCAAAUGCGCCUACUGCGCCAUUGAGUGCUUGGAUGCGUUUCCUGCAGGAACGCCGAUCGUCUGGCGCGUACGAAGACUUGCCCAUGAUUGAGAUUACAAAGCGUGCGUCGACGGAAUGGCGUGAGCUGAGUGACGAGGCCCGGGCCAAGUACAGCGAGGAGGCAGCCAAGGGGUAUGAGGCAUACAAGAAGGCGAAGGACGCGUACUACGGCCAGCAGUGAUUGGGAAUUGAAUUGUAAUACUUGAAUCUGCUAUGUGACAUUUGUCGUCUGUCUCAUCCCCUUCUUCACUCUUGACCCUCUCGAGCAUCUUGAUUCUUCGCCAUCUUAACCCUCUUGACUUGCAAA
Molecule: messenger RNA, 951 nt
Organism: Protomyces lactucae-debilis
Lineage: Eukaryota; Fungi; Ascomycota; Taphrinomycetes; Taphrinales; Protomycetaceae
Product: high mobility group box domain-containing protein
Exons: 1
Coding region: 91-825 (244 amino acids)
Molecular function (GO): DNA binding
Source: RefSeq, a predicted model, not a curated record